CCAAAUCCCAAGAAGAAGAUGACGAAGAACAAGAACAAUAAUUACAGCGCUUUUGCACUUUGUUGAGAGCGGAGUUGCACGACAAGCUUGCAUUGGGAUAUACUGGUGAUUUAAAAUGCGUUUGAAUUUGGAUGCAUUUUGUAUACAGCUACGUGUUUCAAAUUAUGGUAAUUGAUCUAGCGGUCCACAGCUGAUUUGAUAGUCGACUGCUUAUCUCAAUAGUGACUGCAGAGUCCUAUCCAUUACUAGAACAAGUCGAGACAUGACUAAUCCUAUGUUUUGGGACCAACUGCAAGCUGGAAGCUCCGAGGUGGACUGGUGUGAAGGCAAUUACCUUAUUUACCCUAGCAUUGCAGAGUUUUAUAACACGAUCAGCAACAUCUUGUUUUUUGUUUUACCGCCUAUAUUAAUGUGCUUGUUCCGCCAGUAUGCAACACAUUUCAACAGUGGAAUAUAUCUCAUUUGGAUUCUACUGGUUGUGAUUGGUAUUGGCUCCACAUACUUCCAUGCCACCCUCAGUUUCCUGGGUCAGAUGCUGGAUGAGUUGUCCAUCCUGUGGGUGCUCAUGUGUGCCAUCGGCAUGUGGUUCCCCAAGAGAUAUCUGCCCAAGAUGUUCAGGAAUGACAGGUCAAGGUUCAAAGUAGUCAUCGGCAUCUUGUCCGGGAUCACCACUGGUUUGGCCUUCGUUAAGCCCGUCAUCAACUCGGUGUCUCUGAUGACUCUGGGUAUCCCCUGCACCGUUCUGCUCAUUACUGAGCUCAAAAGGUGUGAGAACCCACGUGUAUUCAAGCUGGGGCUUAUCUCUGGGUUUUGGUGGGCUCUGGCUCUACUCUGCUGGAUCAGUGACAAGAUCUUCUGUGAGAUGUGGUCCUCUGUCAACUUCCCCUACCUACACUGUGCUUGGCACGUCCUUAUCUGCCUAGCCUCCUACCUGGGCUGUGUGUGCUUCGCCUACUUCGACGUCGCCACAGAGGCCCCCGAACGAGGCCCGGUCAUCAUGUUCUGGCCCAACGAGAAAUGGGCCUUCAUCGGAGUGCCCUAUGUCACUCUACUCUGUGAAACCAAGAAAUCUGACUCUGUCAAGGUGACAUAACAUCCUCAGGGCCCACUGAGCUUGGAAAAUUCCUCACUAUGAGGUGCUCCCCAAACAUGCACACAAAAUACGCCCUGAUGUCAGACAAUCUGAACAAUGCAUGUAGAAUGCUUUAAAAUGAAGUACCUCUAAAGUACUUCUCUGACAUGCGUGACAAAGGCGACAUAACGUGUCCGUUAUCGCUUCAAAAUGAAAUCCCCUCAAUAAUGCAAUAAUGUUUAUGCAACUUAAUGUCAAAGCACAAAUGUGUCCCGCAGUCAUCUAUUAAAGUGACAUAAGUGAGGUAACAUCAAUGCUAAGAAACUUACCAAGUUCUUCAUUAAUCAACUGCGAAUGUAAUUCUCAGGCUUUGUUGAGGUGAUCGUGAAUAAUUCAAUUUAGAGUAAGGCAGUAAUGUAUAUAGGUGUGUUGCAGUGUUUCUCACAGAAAUUUAUUUUUUCAGCUCUGGAUCUACUAUUCAAAAUGCUCACUUGCCCUUACAUUUUCAGGCAAUUAAGCACAAAUGGUGAGGACCUUGCCAAUGGUGUAUAUUGUGCAGUAUUUACAUUUACAGCGUGGCUGACUGAUUGUUAAUACUGUUAUAGACGUAUAUUAAUUAACUCCUUAGACUCAUGGGAAUUGACCUAUAGGGAGAAAUUUAAAUGUUUCUUACAGAAGAAAUAUGGAAUGCAUAACCAAGAUAGCAAUUAAAAGGGAACAGUUUGGUUAGUUAUUGGAAAAUUAUCACACUAAAGCUGAGGACACAAGACUGAAUCCAAACAUUACAUUUUUUGUGCAUUUUACUGUACUUUUCGCCGCAUUUGUUGCUAACGAAAUCUAAAAAUACUCUGGAUACAUUCAGUUACAUGAUAAAAAAAUAUUAUUGGAAAAUUUGGGUUAGGUACAACAUAAGACAAAAAAAAUGACAAGUGAGAGAUCUAAUUGGUGUUCCCAAGUGGCUUCUCCAAAGUGUGCACAGUUCUGAAGUAAUUUCAAUGCACUUUUUAUGACUCAAAGAAGAGUCUUCAACUAUAAGGAGCUUUUUUUUCUUCUCUCCUAGCUGUGCCGUUGAGGAACUAGAGCACACACAUAUGUGUUUUUUUUGUUGGGAACACAGUCCUGCAUCCCCGUCUUUACACAAUUACUGUUGUUUACGCAAUCCAAAACCGGUCCAUUAUAAAUCGCAAUCUGGGUCAGGUGGGCAUAACGUGAAAGAUUGUUCUAUUGCCAAAAUGACUAGCUAAAUCAUAAAAUAUGUACUCAACAGUGUUAGGUCUUCACAAGGCAAUUCAGAGAAGGCGAUAAUCAUUUUGGUGCGCAUAGAAUGGAGUCGUGUGCAUUCAGAUGCAUGGUCCGCUGCAAGUUUAUCACGAUACAACAAAUAGGCUCAUUCUGUUCAGGACAACCCAGGGUAUAAUGCCAUGUCAUCUGUACAUCAAACAUGUAAUAUACAUGUUGACACUAUAUUACUUGAGUUGAUAUGGUAAUGUGAAGUAGACUCACAGGUGUUUGGCUUGGUUGUAUGACAUCAGAGUGGUAUAAUCAUCCUCAUAAUUUAUAGCCUUUCCCUCACUCAGACAACAAAACAUUUGCUAAAGUUGCCCAAUUAUAGCGGGAGGGAUGAAGGCAACUUCUUGUCGCGCGCGGUGCUCAAGUUCAGAACAACUGUCAGUCAAAACCCAUACAGAGCUGUGAAGCUGAAAUCCUGAGGAAAUCCUGAGCUCUGACUCAUGUAUAGCAUGUUACUGUACAGCCAUUGUGUUUGAAUUUAGGCUCUUAGCAAUCUUUUUCCACACGUAUAUGGGUACGAAUGUGAAGCGUUAAGACUUUCUGUAUACAGUAUUAUCUCAGUUAUUGCAUUAUCUACAACUAUAUUUAAGAGCAUUUGUAUUAUAUACUUUAAAAUGUAAGGCCGAAAGCAAACUAUUUUUUUCUCCCUGUUGAAGGCUCUGGAACACACCUUUUUGAAGUAAGAGGUGUUUAGCUGAUUCUUAUUUUAAACACUCAACCCCCCCAACCAUAGUAUUUACUGAAUGCGGAGUAUUAGAAGAGAAAUGUAAGUCAAGUCUCAGAUUGUCAGUUGUCAUGAAAAUGAGAGUAACAGAACUGAAAUGUAAAACACUGUCUCAACUGUUCAUGAUAGUGAAUUGCAACCAUAUAAAUACUCGCAUAGACAUAAAAGGGAUAGGUCAGUUACCAUAGUAAUUGUUUGCUGUUGAUGUCUUCAUGAUGCCUUGACAGCAAUAUUAUGCUGGUUGUUACGUGUCCAACCCUACUGAAUAGUUACCCACAUGAAGAGAACUAAGAAAGUCUAAACUAGACAAGUUUUUUGCACCUGUUAUUUUCAGAAGGGAAUAAAGAUAAAAGCAACAAGAAUAAAACGCACAACUAUCUUAAUAUUUAAUCUACCUUUAGGACUAAAAUACACUUUUAUUAUAGGAGAUUCAUG
Oncorhynchus kisutch (coho salmon) is the source of this 3521-nucleotide messenger RNA. RefSeq names its product alkaline ceramidase 2. Gene Ontology annotation, cellular component: Golgi membrane. The record is from RefSeq and is a predicted model, not a curated record. NCBI's taxonomy places the organism in Eukaryota, Metazoa, Chordata, Actinopteri, Salmoniformes, Salmonidae. Gene Ontology annotation, molecular function: N-acylsphingosine amidohydrolase activity. The transcript has 6 exons. The coding region runs from base 263 to 1093 and encodes 276 amino acids. Gene Ontology annotation, biological process: ceramide catabolic process; sphingosine biosynthetic process.